CAUUAGUUCUUAGAGGUGACGUGUCUGUCUGUUUUUCAUUGGGUGGACGGUCGCGUUUAGUCUUUUUCUUUCAGGUUUGAGUGAAUAGAGCUGGAUUCAAGUGACCAGGGAUCAAUAUGAUGCGAUUUAUAGCAGCUAUUUUGGCUCUUUGUCUGAGCCUUUGUGCAGCUGAGACUUGCACAGACCCCGUCAUUUCCCCGUCUUCAUACACGACGACAGAUGCGCUCAUCUCCUCUGAGACAGUGUUCAUUGUUGAGUUGAGUCUGGCGUGUGCAAACGGAGCACAGAGUGUUGCCCUGUAUGCAGAUGUCAAUGGCAAACAGUUUCCUGUGACCAGAGGCCAAGAUGUUGGUAAAUACCAGGUCUCGUGGAGUUUUCCUCACAAGCAGGCCAGCUCAGGCACAUACCAGGUUAAAUUCUUUGAUGAGGAGUCUUAUAGUACUCUAAGAAAGGCUCAGAGAAAUAACGAAGACGUUGAUGCCAUCAAGCCUUUGUUCACUGUCAAUGUGGAUCACAGGGGUGCAUGGAGUGGUCCCUGGGUGUCCACAGAGGUCUUGGCUGCACUGAUCGGCAUUGUGGUGUACUACGUGGCCUACAGCACCAAAAGUGCCAUCCAGGCUUAAAAUCACUAAUACCGUAGAGGAGAUGAGAAGUCUAUAUGUAUAUAUAUGUAUGUGUAUAUGUAACAAAAACUGUCAAGAAUUUAAAACUUACGUAUUUUACAUCUGUGCUAUUAAUUUGAAACCUCAGAAGAACAAAGACUGAGAUGAAUUAUGUGUAAUUUAUCAUCGUGGUCCAGUUCUGUAUUUUGAAAUGUCAAUGAAAUUAAUUGAAUAUGGGAAUAAAUGACUUUUUUGGAAA
Myxocyprinus asiaticus (Chinese sucker) is the source of this 861-nucleotide messenger RNA. RefSeq names its product translocon-associated protein subunit delta-like. The coding region runs from base 117 to 623 and encodes 168 amino acids. The transcript is spliced from 6 exons. The record is from RefSeq and is a predicted model, not a curated record. Gene Ontology annotation, cellular component: endoplasmic reticulum; endomembrane system; membrane. NCBI's taxonomy places the organism in Eukaryota, Metazoa, Chordata, Actinopteri, Cypriniformes, Catostomidae.